AUGUCAUACGCAUCAAAAGCUGCCGAAUCAGGUCCAACAGGAAGUGAAAAACUACCAACUCCACCACAAGUUAAACAAACUUCAGAUCCAUCUGGUAGCGUUGAAACAGUUGCAGAAGAUGCAAAGAAAUCAGCAUUAGGUGGGAAAGCUGUAGUUGAAGAAAAAGUUGAAGAUUUGAAAAAGGAUUUACCAAAAUUAGGGGAAGAAGCUAAAAAAGCUGAAAGAGAAGCUGAAAAGAGAGUAAAGAAAGCUUAUGAAGAUAACAAAGGUCCAGUGUUAAACUUCAUCAGAAAUGUCAGUGAAAAAGUUACACAAGGUGUUGAUUAUGUUUUUGGUAAAGCAUCUUCAGGGGCUGCCACAGCUCAAGAAGAAUUAAAGAAUCCAGUUGUUGCUACACAAACCGUUGUUAGUAUUGGUGCUAUUUCAGCUGCUAUUGUUGCUAUUCAAGACCGUCAACGUAUCUUUAGAUUCAAAUCUGAUAAUGAAAUCAGUUUAUUAUUAGCUGCUGUUGCAGGUUUUGCAAUCUUAGAUGGUUACCUAUUCUCUGUCUUUUAUCCAAAAUAUAAAAAGAAUUAG
Hansenula ciferrii is the source of this 576-nucleotide messenger RNA. RefSeq lists its product as uncharacterized. The transcript has 2 exons. The coding region runs from base 1 to 576 and encodes 191 amino acids. The record is from RefSeq and is a predicted model, not a curated record. NCBI's taxonomy places the organism in Eukaryota, Fungi, Ascomycota, Saccharomycetes, Phaffomycetales, Wickerhamomycetaceae.